AUGGCUCCCUCCCAGAUUGAUGAGAGCAUCCGGCAGACCGCGAUUGUCGGUGACGCAUCCACCGUCAAGUCCGUCGCCACAGGUACCCCGUCCCGGUUCUCGAAUCUCCCCAUCCCACCCAUCGAGGAGCCGUUCAACCUCCAGGCCGAAUACCUCAGCGAUGCGCAUCCCGACAGGGUCAAUCUGGGUAUCGGGGUGUAUCGCACCGAGACAGGCGAGCCGUGGCCCCUGACCGUGGUCAAGGAAGCCGAGGCGCAGCUCUUUGCGGCAAAGAACGCUAACCGGCAUGAGUAUCUGCCCAUCCAGGGCGAUCUCGAGUUCCUAGCGCACGCGCGCGACCUCGUCUUCGGCUUCGGCAGCGCCUCCGAGCUGGAACGCCAGACCGCUGUCGCCGCCCAGGACCGCAUCUCCUCCAUCCAGACCAUCUCCGGCACCGGCGCCAACCGCCUCGGCGCCGAGUUCCUGGCCCGCCAUCUCAAGCCCGCAACCGUCUGGAUCCCCGACCCAACCUGGGCCAAUCACUUCACCAUCUGGGAGCUCACCGGCGUCGCCGUCCGCACAUACCCGUACUACGACCCGGACGGCAAGUGCUUCGACUACCCGCGCACCUCGCAGCUGCUCUCCGCCGAGGCGCAGCCCGGCGACGUCGUCCUCCUGCACGCCUGCGCGCACAACCCCACCGGCGCAGAUCCAACAAAGGACCACUGGCGCAAGCUCGCCGUCCUCUGCCAGCAGCGCAGCCUCAUCCCCUUCUUCGACCUCGCCUACCAGGGCUUCGCCUCCGGCAGCCUCGACGACGACGCCUGGCCCAUCCGCCACUUCCUGGCCUGCCGCCCGGAACUGGAAUUCUGCGUCGCCCAGUCCUUCUCCAAGAGCUUCGGCCUGUACGGCCAGCGCACCGGCGCUCUGCACGUCGUUACCCGCGCCCGCUCCCACGACCUCGCCCAGGUCAUCCUCGCGAACCUGUGCCACCUGGUGCGCGGGGAGUACUCGGUUCCGCCGCGCGGCGGGUCCGAGGUCGUGCGGACGGUCCUCGGCUCCGAGAAGCUGCGGCAGCAGUGGUUCGAUGAUCUGCGGCUCAUGAGCGGGCGCAUCAAGGAAAUGCGCCAGGCGUUGUAUGAUGAGUUGCUUCGUUUGGGGACGCCGGGGUCCUGGGAUCAUAUCCUUUCUCAGAUUGGCAUGUUCACAUACACCGGCCUGACCAAGAACCAAGUCCUCGCUAUCAGACAGCGACACCACGUCUAUAUGCUCAAAUCGGGGCGUAUCUCCAUGCCAGGCCUAAAUCCCGCGAACGUCAAGCAUGUCGCGCAGGCUAUCGAUGAUAUUGUCCGGACGGUUUCUUGA
Molecule: messenger RNA, 1344 nt
Organism: Aspergillus clavatus NRRL 1
Lineage: Eukaryota; Fungi; Ascomycota; Eurotiomycetes; Eurotiales; Aspergillaceae
Product: putative aspartate aminotransferase
Exons: 3
Coding region: 1-1344 (447 amino acids)
Biological process (GO): L-aspartate biosynthetic process
Cellular component (GO): cytosol
Molecular function (GO): L-aspartate:2-oxoglutarate transaminase activity; pyridoxal phosphate binding
Source: RefSeq, a predicted model, not a curated record